Messenger RNA from Sipha flava (yellow sugarcane aphid), 709 nucleotides. RefSeq names its product histone H1A, sperm-like. Bases 76 to 663 code for a protein of 195 amino acids. Gene Ontology annotation, biological process: nucleosome assembly; chromosome condensation; negative regulation of DNA recombination. The transcript has a single exon. Lineage: Eukaryota; Metazoa; Arthropoda; Insecta; Hemiptera; Aphididae. The record is from RefSeq and is a predicted model, not a curated record. Gene Ontology annotation, molecular function: structural constituent of chromatin; double-stranded DNA binding; nucleosomal DNA binding. Gene Ontology annotation, cellular component: nucleosome; nucleus.
AAAUAUUGACAAUAUUAUUGAUCGUCUAGGGGCCGCUUUACUCUAUUUCCAAAACCUAUUAGCAGUUUUUGAAUCAUGACGGACACCGCAGUUGCUGCAGUUUCAUCACCCGCUCAAGUCGCUACCAAGGCUGCGCCUAAAAAGAAAGUAGCAUCCAAAGCCAAACCUGCAUCUUCUCAUCCGACUACUGCUGUUAUGGUUACCACGGCCAUCAAAGAACUCAAGGAUAAAAAAGGUUCGUCACUACAAGGCAUCAAAAAGUACAUGGCCGCUAACUACAAAGUGGAUUCGGCCAAACUCGCUCCGUUUAUUCGCAAAUUUUUAAAAGCCGCUGUCGCAAAGGGACUCUUGGUGCAAACCAACGGUUCAGGCGCAUCGGGUCAUUUCAAAAUGGCCGCGGAAAUAAAAAAAUCCGUUCCGAAGAAGAAGGUCGUUGCCAAGAAGCCAGCUGCUAAAAAGGCGCCUGUUACAGCAGCCAAAAAGAGGAAAUCGGUGGUGAAAAAGUCUAAGGCAGAACCGGCUGCGAAAAAGACCAAGAAAGAAGUAGCUGUUCCCAAGGCGAAGGCCGUGAAACCUCCUAAGUCCCCGGCCAAAGCAAAAAAGGCUCCUGCUACCAAGGCCAAAAAGACUCCGGUGAAGAAAACUGCACCCAAAAAAAAGUAAAUCACAAGUGUUUAAACGAAUUCUCUCUCUAAAACGGUCCUUUUCA